This is a messenger RNA of Hemicordylus capensis (graceful crag lizard), 5165 nucleotides long. It is a transcript of the gene FKBP10, whose product is annotated as FKBP prolyl isomerase 10. The coding region runs from base 28 to 1758 and encodes 576 amino acids. Lineage: Eukaryota; Metazoa; Chordata; Lepidosauria; Squamata; Cordylidae. The record is from RefSeq and is a predicted model, not a curated record. Gene Ontology annotation, molecular function: calcium ion binding; peptidyl-prolyl cis-trans isomerase activity. The transcript is spliced from 11 exons.
GGAGAAAGGGAACAACUUUAAAAUCAGAUGUGUAUAUUCCAAUCAGAGCCGUCGGAGAACAUCAUGAGUUUGCUCUGCCUCGUCUUUGCCUUGAGCCUUUUAGGGGUCCGCGGCUUGGGCGACCCCGGCCCUUUAGAGGACGUCGUCAUUGACAGAUAUUACAUCCCCAAAGUGUGCUUGCGAGAAGUCCAGAUGGGCGAUUUCGUCCGCUACCAUUACAACGGGACCUUUCAAGACGGCACCAAGUUUGACUCCAGCUAUGACCGAGGCGCCACAGUGGCCGGUGUGGCAGGUGUGGGACGGCUCAUCACUGGCAUGGACAGAGGUCUUCAGGGCAUGUGUGUGAAUGAGCGAAGGCAUCUGAUUGUGCCGCCUCAUCUUGGCUAUGGCAGCAUUGGUGUUGCCGGUCUGAUUCCCCCGGACACCACCCUCUAUUUUGAUGUCAUCUUGCUUGACAUUUGGAACAAGGAAGACAAGCUGCAGAUCACCACCCUGUACAAACCACAACGUUGCAACCGCACAGUAGAGAAUUCAGAUUUUGUGCGUUACCACUACAAUGGCACGCUUCUGGACGGCACCCCCUUUGACUCCAGCUAUGGCAAAGGCAAUACUUAUGACACCUAUGUGGGUUCAGGCUGGCUGAUCAAAGGCAUGGACCAGGGCCUGUUAGGCAUGUGUGCUGGAGAGAAGCGGACAAUAGUUAUCCCCCCAUUCCUGGCCUACGGAGAGAAAGGCUAUGGUACUGUCAUCCCCCCUCAAGCCUCACUGGUUUUUGAUGUUCUUCUGGUGGAUCUGCACAACCCAAAAGAUGGCAUUUCCCUGGAGCAUUUGGAAGUGCCCGAGUCAUGUAAGCGCAAGGCUGUGACUGGAGAUUUUGUGCGAUACCAUUAUAAUGGCACCCUGAUGGACGGAACCCUCUUUGAUUCCAGUUAUUCACGGAAUCACACUUAUGACACAUAUAUUGGAAAAGGCUAUAUUAUUCCAGGAAUGGACCAAGGACUACAGGGGGCUUGCAUUGGUGAAAAGAGAAGAAUCAUCAUCCCACCCCACUUGGCUUAUGGAGAAAAUGGAGCAGGGGACAAGAUCCCUCCCUCAUCUGUUCUCAUCUUUGAUGUCCAUAUCAUUGAUUUCCACAACCCCACAGACUUCGUAGAGAUAGAGACUACAUACAGGCCUGCGGACUGUAACAUCACCACCCAGGACAGGGACUUUGUUCGCUACCAUUACAACUGUUCCCUCCUGGAUGGCACCAAGCUUUUCUCUUCCCACGACUACGAACAUCCUCAAGAAACCACUCUGGGUACCAACAAGAUUAUUGAAGGUCUAAAUAGCGGCCUGCUCAACAUGUGUAUGGGAGAGAAGCGGAUCGUCGUCAUCCCUCCACACUUGGGGCAUGGAGAAAGUGGUGCCCGGGGUGUACCUGGCAGUGCUGUUCUCCGCUUUGAGAUAGAGCUUUUACACCUGGAAGCUGGUGUUCCAGAAGGAUAUCUGUUCAUCUGGCAUGAGGAGUCACCAGAAAAUCUAUUUGAAGCCAUGGAUCUCAACAAGGACAAUGAAGUCCCACCUGAUGAGUUCUCAACAUUUAUCAAGUCUCAGAUUGCAGAAGGCAAAGGUCGUAUUAUGCCAGGCACUGACCCAGAAAAGGUCAUUGCUGAUAUGUUCCAAAACCAAGACCGUGAUAAGGAUGGGAAGAUUACAGCAGAGGAGCUGAAGCUGAAAUCCGAUGAGGAGCAAGCAAAAGCCCAUGAGGAACUUUAAAAGAGAGAGAACUUUGGCAUCCUGCUGUUUUGUUUUUUUAAAAAAUUGUUUGUUUUAAAGCACUCCAAUGUGGCACUAUUUUCCCAAGGGGCUGGUUGCUCCCCAACUCUUCUCUAAGAGACUAUGCUGAGGGAAGCCAACAUGUUUUGUUCCCCAUUUGGUACCUCUUUGAUAUUGCUUUUUUUGAGAACUAUUUAACCAAGGUUCUGUUUGAACAGAACAAACCAAAACCAGGGAGUUAACACCACCAUGGUAGAAGAUUUCCUGAUCCAUUGGUUCUGUCUUUUCUGAGGAACCCCAGCCCCAACCCCUCAUCAAAUCCUCUAUGUUUCUUCAGUCACUUGUUGAUACAAAUUGCCCUGGGCAGAAGCUGUGAAGUUAGCGCACUCUGAGAUCCAGAACCUCUGGGUACUUACUGUGUGUACUCCUGUCCACAUCAAAUAAAAGCUGAAUUCUGCAGCAGGGAAACCUGAACAGGGCAAGUGGAACUAAACAUGCAAAUUCUACAAGCUUCUUGUCGCUUAUUCUGCUUUCAGGUUUUCAAGGUUUAGGGCCUUGUGGAUCUUAUUUAUUUUUCCUCCUUUGUAAGGAUUAGAGAAAUUGGCAAUCCUCUGUGUUUCUGAUAUUAUUUUCCUGGCAGUGUUCCUGUGCAUUUUAAAAUCUGCAUGACAGCCCCUGCCCCCAAUCCAACCAGUGUAGCAUUUCCUUAUUGCUUAAUCUCCAUGCCAGGAAAGUCUGUACCUGUUGAAUUUCUGUAGCAGCUGUUCAAAAGAUGCAGCAGUCUUAAGUAGCAGCUUUAGAAAUAAGUAGAUAUUAAAAGGACAGAGGGUCAGUAUACAGCAGCCACAGGGGUAGGGUAUGGAAAUUUGCUGGGCAUUAUUGCCUCACUCUCUACCCCAUGGGAUUUUUGAGCAACACCUCCCUCAUUUCCAGGAUUUCAACUGCUGCUACCUUCCAGAAUUUCCUCCAUAGCUAAUGAGCAGGCUAGAUUCAAACUUCUACUUCAGCCACCAGAUUCUGUGUAAAAAUUAGCUGAAUAGCAAAUGACUGAAUUCUGGAGGCACUCUCUUCCCCCACCCCUUUAAAAAAAAACACAAACCCACCUUAAAAUGUUUGACACAUGUUGAUCCUGUUGAGUGCUUCUUCCUCAUUACCAUUAUGAGGAAGGAAUGACUGUAUGUCACUAUGCACCACUGAAGUGUGAGGGAGAUUGGUAUCUUGCAAUCUCACUUUUCAAUCUCUUUAUAAAAUGCAAAAGCAAGUUUGUAGUUUUCACUGCAGGAGGCAGAAUUUGGAAACAAGUUUGGUGAACUCUUGAAACUUUAUAGAAGAUUAAUGAGGAUUCCCUACACCAUCAAAGGGUGGGGCAUGAGCAUAGCUUCCCCGCACCAUUCAAGCCCUGCUUGCAUCCUAUUAGUCAAAAAAAUCCAAGUUGUUCAACAUCGAGAAAUCUUGGAAGCAGCAUAAAAACUGCAAAGCAAACAGCAGUUCUGAAUUCCAAAUUUGGGUUUAUGUUUUUCUGAUGUGGAGUACACAUAAGCCCUACCUGUGGUAUUGUGGUUCACAAUCAGCCAUUGCAGCGUUUAUCACACGAGCGCUCUCUGGAUAUCUGUCAGUACCCCAGGUUUUGCAAAGGAUCUUGCCCUACCACUGGGGAUCCAGAUUCAUAGAUAAUGCUCAAAGUACCCCAGAUGUAUGUGGUUUCAUGUAGCUCAGCAGGAGAUGUUCCACAGUCAUCGCCUCGGAAAAGGAACGUGGUACCCAUCUUUGUUGCAAGUCUAGUCUACAGAUGAUUCGCUGCUUUGCCACUGUAGCUAUGCAUUUAACAGUGGCUUGAUCUGCAACCAUUAGCUCAUAAUGCCAUUUCUUUCCAUGUUGGAAAAAAGCUUCACCUGCUGAUUUCUAGAAAUCAAGCUGCUGUUAAAGGCACAAGAGCAGGCUUGGGCAGCUUCUACCCACCCCCAGUCAGUUAACAACAACCCUACGUAAAAGCCUGUUGAUUUAUGGGCUUCAAAACUGCAGCCCAAAUCACAGUAUACUAGCUGCCCCUUACAGUUCCCCCUUCACUCUUCUUCUCAUAGGAACAUAGGAAACUGCCAUAUACUGAGUCAGACCGCUGGUCUAUCUAGCUCAGUAUUGUCUUCACAGACUGGCAGCAGCUUCUCCAAGGUUGCAGGCAGGAAUCUCUCUCAGCCCUAUCUUGGAGAAGCCAGGGAGGGAACUUGAAACCUUCUGCUCUUCCCAGAGUAGCUUCAUCCCGAGGGGAAUAUCUUGCAGUGCUCACACAUCAAGUCUCCCAUUCAUAUGCAACCAGGGCAGACCCUGCUUAGCUAUGGAGACAAGCCAUGCUUGCUAUCACAAGACCAGCUCCAGAAAGCCUUCCACUUAUAGACAUAAUCCCAAUAUUGUGUGCACACAUCUCCUUCCAAGCAACUCCCAUCCUCACUUUUUUGCCCAACCCUGUUGAUUUUUAUGCAGAAUGACAGAAUUCCAGACUAGCAUUUUGCAGGUAAGGGAUUGUAUUUUGUUUUAAAAUGUCCCUCUACCUUUCAGAACAAGACAGCUAUCUCUCUUCCAUAUCCAGGAGAGAGCUCCUCCAACACUCUUUUAACUGAUGUGUAAGUUUUUAUCUGCAGCACAUCUGCAGAUAAAACAUCUGUGGUACAGUCUAGUGUUCUACCACCGUGUUCUGAGUAAUAUAUAGAAUUACUUGGCUCUGAUUGGUGGCAUUCAUUGUAUCCAGAACAACCCCCAGUGAGAUUGGGUUUGCUUACUCAUAGGAUCUGCAUUAAUAUUAGUCCUUUCAAUACUUGCACAUUUUCUGUAAUGUUGCUUUCCCUUCAGAGGUUGGUUCUGUGCCAGGUCAUUCAUCCCAAUUUCUCUGGAAGGAAUGGGAAUAUUCAGAGCUUGCAGAAUACUGAGCUAGAUGGAGCAAUGGUCUGACUCUAUAAGGCAGUUUCCUAUGUUUCUAGAAAUAGGCUCAAGACAAGUGGCUUCCCUUCAGCUUUGAAAAUUGCUGCUUCUUCAUUAUAUAUUAGGGAGCCAGUAUGACAAGAGAUAUGUAGAAGACCAUGCAUCACCAAAAAUAAAACUAUGACAACCAUUUUGUCUAUGCCUGCCGCCAUCUUGGAAGUGGGUGCAUUCAUGUCACAGUGCCACUGCAUCAUUAGCAACAGGAAUCAAGAUGGCAGAGGUGUCUAGCCAUUGCCUCAUAAAGUUUGCCAUGAUACUUCCCUUGCAUAUGGAGGCAAUGUUUAUUUUGAACAGGGGGCAAAGAGUUGAGCAAUGAAAGACGAUCAUGACAGACAGCUGAGCAAUUAAAAAUAUAAUACCCAAAAUGUAAAAAUAGGACAUUUCUGCUUUAUUAUCUUUAGACAUGUCUUUUGAAUAAAACACAGUUGAACUUA